UCAUUCACUCUCCUAACCCCACACACAUGCUUAAAAGGGAUUCAGAGACAGGCACUGGCUUCCAGUCGUGGUUGGGUGAGCAAUUCGUCUAGGGUAGUAGGAGGGAUAGAGCUGAUCAUUCUCUUCUUACUGCAGAUCUCUCGCCAAUAAGAAGAGACUGCACUGAAGGACCCAGUUCAACUUUGAGAAAGAAACUAAACAGAACAAGACAGAAAUGCCACAGAACGUGGUACUAGAUGGGCCAGCCCCUUGGGGAUUUCGGCUUUCAGGAGGGAAAGAUUUCAACCAGCCGCUGACCAUAACUCGGGUGACUCCAGGCAGUAAGGCAUCUCGGGUCAACCUGUGUCCCGGAGACAUCAUCCUGGCCAUCCAGGGAGUGUCCACAGACGGUGUGACUCACGCUGAAGCUCAGAACAAGAUCAAAGACUCCACCAAUCAGCUUUUCCUCAAGAUAGAGAGGCCAGAAACUAAAAUGUGGUCACCUCAGGUUAUAGAAGAGGGGCAAGUAAACCCAUUCAAAAUCAAUUUGGAGGCAGAUAAGCAAGACGUUGAUUACUUCGAACACAAGUUUAAUGUCAGACCAAAGCCCUUCACAACUGCAAGCCAAAGGAGUGACAGUACAUCCCAGAUGCCUGGCACCCCAUCGGCUGGGUCCAAGGCAGCUCCUUCUGCACAGUAUAACUCCCCUAUUGCAUUAUACUCAGCAGACAAUGUUUCAAACACACUACAGCAGGCUCAGAUGUCCACUGUAGUCAGGCAGGCAUCGCCCAGCCCUAAACCCCUGACAUCCAUUGAAGAAUCCCAUGUAUACCGUAUGCUCCAAGAGGACCAUGAGCUGCCACAUGAACCACGUCAGUCUGGAUCGUUUAAGGCCCUGCAGGACUAUGUCGAGAGUGACGGCACAAGGCCCAUGGUGACAAGAAGUGUAAAAGCCCCAGUGUCAAAACCACAAGCGGCCACAUCCUCACUGCAGAAGCUGCCUCUCUGUGAUAAAUGUGGCACCGGCAUUGUAGGAACGGUGGUGAAAGCUCGGGACAAGUACCGCCAUCCAGCCUGUUUCGUGUGCUCAGACUGUGGUGUGAACUUGAAGCAGAAGGGCUACUUUUUUGUGGAGGGACAGUUGUACUGUGAAGCCCAUGCUCGAAUGCGAAUGACCCCACCUGAGGGACAUGAUCUAGUUACUGUAUAUCCCACUGCUUAGAGGGACGGAAAAACUCAGAACUCACACAACUGACAGUUGAAAUUAGACAAUUUGUAUUGUUUGCCCUUAUUGUGGUUAGUGUAAGAAUAGAGCUUGAACCUUCAAACUUCGUAUUAGUUUAUAAAAGAGAAUGCAA
Messenger RNA from Rhinichthys klamathensis goyatoka, 1337 nucleotides. RefSeq names its product PDZ and LIM domain 3b (gene pdlim3b). The record is from RefSeq and is a predicted model, not a curated record. Gene Ontology annotation, biological process: actin cytoskeleton organization; heart development; muscle structure development. Lineage: Eukaryota; Metazoa; Chordata; Actinopteri; Cypriniformes; Leuciscidae. The transcript is spliced from 8 exons. Gene Ontology annotation, molecular function: muscle alpha-actinin binding; actin binding. Bases 215 to 1201 code for a protein of 328 amino acids. Gene Ontology annotation, cellular component: Z disc; filamentous actin; adherens junction.